This is a messenger RNA of Dimorphilus gyrociliatus, 1278 nucleotides long. NCBI's taxonomy places the organism in Eukaryota, Metazoa, Annelida, Polychaeta, Dinophilidae. The record is from the annotation of a GenBank genome assembly.
AAAAAAACAUAUACAUAUAAAAAAAGAGGAUCACUUAGAAUUAAUCAAACUAGUUGUUUGUUCAACAUGAAAGCGAAUUAUAAAAUAGUUUUCAUGUUAUUUACCUGCAUUUUCCUACUAAUCUUUUUCAUAGCAGAUCAAAGAACAACUUUGAAACAAAGAAAUAGACAAAACUUGAAGUGGUCUUCGGAUAUAAUAUAUGACCUAGAAAAUGGAAGAAGUACUAAAGGUUUGGUUGAUUAUAUUAGGGAAAGAUAUUUACAAGCUCCACCUACGAAGAGAAUUGGAUUACAUCAUACGAAAAUUAUAAAUAUUAUUAGGAAUCAACAAUCAACCUUUGUUGAUUUACUUUUAAAGGGUAAGAAAAAUGGCAUAUUCAUUGAGUGUGGAGCAGCGGAUGGACUUGUUUCAUCAAAGACAAUAUUCUUCGAAAGAGAACGUCAUUGGACUGGUAUUUUGAUGGAAGUUGAUCCCUUUUUAUUCAAACUACUAAACAAAAGAAAUAGAAAUGCUUAUCUAAUUAACGCGGCAAUUAGUUUAAGCAACAAAUCAGGACCAGUAAUCUACGAACCAAGGUCUACUUUUGCUGGUAUGAGUUUAAAAGAUUCAAGAAAACAGAAAAGAGACAUUAUAGAAGUUCAAUCUUUUCCAUUCAACAAAAUAGUACAAGCAACCCCAUUUCAGAGAGUGAAUUUUCUCUCUAUCGAACAAGAACAAGCUAAUGUUAAAGCAUUACGUAGUAUAGAUUAUACACUAGUUCCUAUUGAUGUAAUACUCGUGGAAUACAACUACAAUCGACAAACAGAAAGGAAAUUAGAUGAUAUUAAAAAAUUACUAUUAGAUACUCAUCUAUACAAAUUUAUUGGAACAUUAAACAAAAAGGAAGCUAUUUUUGCUCGUAAAGACAUUAUCUACAAAAUUCCAAGUGGUUUCCGAGGAUUUAGUGCAUAGCUUUGUUAGAAAAAUAUUUACAUUCUUUACUUUUCCAUCCUAAAAAUACUCUGCUAAUCUUUCAUUUAUAUUAUGAUAUUGAAAUAGGAUGUUUAUUAUUACACCUCCUUUUUAUUAUUGAAUGCUCUAAAUAGACAUUACGUUCAAAAAUAAAUAUACAGCUAUAAUCUUAACACUUUAUGUGUACAAGUAUAGAAUUAUAUAGGGAAAUUUCUAAUUCUAAUACAAAAACAGUGCUAUUCCAUGUCUUCUAUCAUAUAAAAUAUAGAUAAUUAUUACUAAUAUUACCUAAUGUUACCUAUAAUCUUCAAAGUUGAAUACAGAACG